AUGUCGGGAUCUGAGACAGGAGGAGUGAUCACUAGCAGAGAGCCGUUCACCGUCGGCGCUUUUCAGAAGACUUCGCCACCAGCACCGUCUCAGCCGGUGGUACAGAACAUGCGUUUGGCGUACAGCGGCGAGGGAACAGCCGUCUACAAACCCUUCUCUGGCUCAUCCCCUCCGUUCCAGCCCACCAGUGCCUCUGUUGAAGCUCCGGCCGGAGGCCUCAUCUUGCCACAUAGCCUAAACAUGAAUACGAGCGACUCUAUUAAGCGUAAGAGAGGGAGACCCAGGAAGUACGGGGCUGAUGGCACCAUGGCACUGGCUCUCACACCUCCAGCCGUCACGGUUAAUACAUCCGGCGGCUCUUUCUCUCCCCCACCGGGGCCUCCCGCUGCCGCUGGUCCUCCUUCGGGAGGAUUGGCCUCGCCGAAUUCAUUGAAGAAGGGCAGAGGCAGACCACGGGGUUCAAGCAAGAAGCAACAAUUGGAAGCCCUCGGAUCAGCGGGCAUUGGAUUUACACCGCAUGUUAUCACCGUCAAAGCUGGAGAGGGGCUAUUUGAGGUUUUUGAGUGUAUGGGAAUACUAAGUGGUACAUGGGCAAAGUUGGCUUUGGCUGUAAAACUUAUAGCUUAUUCAUUGGUUUUCUAUCUUAUCUACACAGAGGAUGUGUCAUCACAAAUAAUGUCCUUUUCUCAGCAUGGCCCAAGGGCUGUGUGCAUCUUGUCUGCAAAUGGUGCCAUCUCCAAUGUGACUCUACGUCAAGCUAAUACAUCUGGUGGAACUGCAACUUAUGAGGGGCGGUUUGAUAUAUUGUCUCUUUCUGGUUCGUUUCUGCUAUCAGAGGUUGGUGGCCAGCGGAGCAGAACAGGUGGGUUGAGUGUCUCGUUAGCUGGACCAGAUGGGCGUGUUCUAGGUGGUUGUGUGGCAGGUCUUCUGACUGCUGCAUCCCCCGUUCAGGUCAUUGUUGGCAGUUUCAUUGCAGAUGGCCGCAAGGAAUCCAAGCAUGUAAACCAAAUGGAACCUUUAUCUGCUCCCCCAAUCCUCAACCCAGGCAGUGGUGCAACGGGUGCUAGCAGCCCGCCAUCACAUGGGACUCUUAGUGAGUCAUCUGGAGGGCCCGGCAGUCCACUUAACCAGAGCGCAGGUGUCUACAAUGGCACUAAUCUCCAAGGCAUGUCAGGCAUGCCUUGGAAGUGA
Messenger RNA from Ilex paraguariensis (yerba mate), 1191 nucleotides. Lineage: Eukaryota; Viridiplantae; Streptophyta; Magnoliopsida; Aquifoliales; Aquifoliaceae. The record is from the annotation of a GenBank genome assembly.